Messenger RNA from Aphis gossypii (cotton aphid), 6488 nucleotides. RefSeq names its product tyrosine-protein kinase Src64B (gene Src64B). The record is from RefSeq and is a predicted model, not a curated record. Gene Ontology annotation, cellular component: extrinsic component of cytoplasmic side of plasma membrane. Gene Ontology annotation, biological process: protein phosphorylation; cell surface receptor protein tyrosine kinase signaling pathway; innate immune response. The transcript has 8 exons. The coding region runs from base 203 to 1792 and encodes 529 amino acids. Lineage: Eukaryota; Metazoa; Arthropoda; Insecta; Hemiptera; Aphididae. Gene Ontology annotation, molecular function: signaling receptor binding; ATP binding; non-membrane spanning protein tyrosine kinase activity.
AUUUACUAUUUUGUAUACAAUAUUGAAUAUACAGAUGUAGAAUAAGAAAAUCUUUUAGAAAGUGUUAUAAAUGUGAGUUCAAUGUUUUGAAAUUAUUUAGUUUAAAAAUAAAUCAGAAUACUGCGUUCUACGUUUAUAAUAAAAACAUAAUUUUAGCUAUAAAUAUUAACAAAUAUAAUGGAGACUAAUCAUUGUACUUAAAAUGGGUACUUGUUGCAGUCGUCAUUCGCCAGAUCCCACCCAUCAUCUGGUUUUGCAUCAUGGUUUCAAAAUACAAGAUACUAUAGAUGUCUUGAAUAAAGGUUCUAGUGAAGUGCGUUAUGUGGCUGAUUUGAAUCGUCAACAUGGAACAGCAAGCAUUAAACGCCAUGGUGUUGACAUUAUACGUACUCCAACAUCAACACUUCAUUCAUCUUUACAUGGACGAAUUGUGGUUGCUGUUUAUAAUUAUCAGUCCAGGGAGAUGUCUGAUGUAUCAUUUGUUAAAGGAGAUCGAAUGGAGCUAUUAGAUGACAGUGAACCAGAUUGGUGGCGUGUAAGACAUUUGAGAACAAAUGAAGAAGGAUUAAUACCUUGGAAUUUUGUUGCCGAAGAAAAAUCAGUCGAGAGUGAAGAUUGGUUUUUUGGAAAAAUAUCUCGUAAAGAAGCGGAAAAACUUUUAUUAUCUGAAGAAAAUCAAAGAGGAACAUACUUAGUACGUGAUUCAGAACACAAUCCAAAUGGCUUUUCUCUUAGUGUUAAAGAUUGGGAAGGAGGUCGAGGGUAUCACGUGAAACACUACAAAAUAAAAUCUCUUGAUAAUGGUGGUUAUUACAUUGCUACUAAUCAGACUUUUUCUAGUCUUCCUGAGCUCAUAUCUGCCUAUUCUAAAAAUUCAUUGGGAUUAUGUCAUGUUUUGGCGCGUUCGUGUUGUAAGCCACAACCACAAAUUUGGGAUCUAGGUCCUAAUUUACGUGAUCAGUGGGAAAUAGAUCGAAGCGAAAUCCAAUUAAUUAGAAAACUUGGCCAUGGUAAUUUUGGUGAAGUUUGGUAUGGUAAAUGGCGAAACAAUAUAGAAGUAGCUGUGAAAACACUUAAACAAGGCUCUAUGUCUACCCAAGCAUUUUUACAAGAAGCUUCUAUAAUGAAAAAGUUUCGACAUGAUCGACUUGUUGCCCUGUAUGCUGUUUGUUCAAAAGAUGAACCUGUACUAAUAAUACAAGAAUAUAUGUGUAAUGGAAGUUUAUUGGAUUUUUUGCGAAAUUGUGAUAGUAAAUAUUUGCAAUUUGGUGAUUUAAUCUACAUUGCUGCUCAAGUUGCUAGUGGAAUGGCAUAUUUGGAAUUAAAGCAAUUAAUUCAUCGGGAUUUGGCCGCAAGAAAUGUAUUGAUUGGAGAAAAUAAUAUGGCUAAAAUUUGUGACUUUGGUUUAGCGAGAAUCAUAGAAGAUGAUGAAUAUUGUCCUAGGCAAGGUACUCGAUUUCCUGUAAAGUGGACUGCACCUGAAGCUAUUGUGUAUGGGCGUUUUUCAAUUAAAUCAGAUGUAUGGUCUUUUGGAAUAUUACUUAUGGAAUUAUUCACAUAUGGGCAAGUCCCAUACCCAGGUAUGCAUGGCCGUGAAGUAAUUGAACAAGUGGAACAUGGAUAUCGUAUGCCAAAGCCAGUUUCUCAUUUCAUCCCUGAUGAUAUAUACAGACUGAUGUUACUGUGUUGGGACUCGGAUCCAGACAAACGACCUACAUUUGAGUUCCUGAAUCAUUAUUUUGAAGACUUCACUAUUACUUCUGAAAUACCGUACAGGGAAGUAAGUGAUUAAAUGAUAAAUUCUAGCACCAAUACCCAAAUGUGCCAUACUGGGUUGCUGCAAGCAUUUAAUAUUGUCAAAUUAUGAAAAAUGUGUUUCAAGUUUAAAUGACUCGCUAAAUUAAACAAUAUUGAUCUUAGGAAGAAAUAUACAUUUUAAACUAUACCUACUACUUUGGUUUAUCAUUAACUUACUAACAAUUAUUUUAUUUUUUCUUAAUUUUUUAGAUCUCAUUUUGUUUUGUUUUAUUUUAUUUUAUUUUAUUUUAUUUAUUGUACUUAUUGAUUGUUGUUAUUUUUUUUUCAUUUAAUUUUAAACUCUAUAAACAUCACAUUUUGCCAAAUUUAAAAAUUUAAGAAAUUAUUAUAAUUUUGAAAAUUUUUAUUGUACCUUAAGAAGAUUAUCACUUAUAUAAUAUAUUCAUUAAUAAUUUAAAUUGAAUUAAUAUAUAAAAAAUAUGGGUAUUAAAACUCAUUAUACCUGAUGAUUUUCAGUAAAUAAAUAACUUCUUUCAAAAUUUUUUUUUGACAAAAAAAAAAAAAUCAAAAAAAUCAUGAAGCAUGUUAUUUAGUAUUUUUUUUUAUUUUAAAAAUCAUCUUGUAUAUAAUGUUUAUUAUACUAAAUUAUAAAUUAAAAAUAGUUUAUUUUAUACUGUGUCAUAACUCUUAAGCAACGUAAUAAUUAAUAAUAAUAAUCAUAAUCCUAAUAUAUUGAAAAUAAUUUAUUUACAUAAAUUGACAAACAAAAUUUAAAGUAAUGUUUAUUUAUAAUAAUUAAUAAACAAUGCAUUUAAUUUUUUAUUAUUAUCAUUCAAUUUAAAAUUUAGAUUGAAAAAUGAUCUUUUAAAACAUAAAAUUAUAGGCCCAUUUGAUUAUAUGAAGAAAUUUAAGCAAUUGUUUCUAAAAAUUCUAAAAAAAAAUACGAUUUCUCUGUAAAUAUAUUUACUGUUCUUAAAUGUACUAUCCUAUAAUAUCAGUAUUAUUAAAUAAGAUAAGCUUUAAUUUAUACCAGCUUACUAUCAUAAAUCCAUAUCAUAAAAUUCAAGUUUCUAAUAAUUUAUGGAAGUUUAGUGAGGUUCAAGUCUCUUUUUUGUAUUUUUAUUUUUAGUUCUUUACUUAUUUAUUUAUCUAAAAACAUAUAAUGACAGCCUUAAUGUAUUCAGCUAAAUUUUACAUAAGUGACAUAAAAUUUUAAAAUUUUAAAUGUACCAUUUUUGUAUGAACUUGAUUGUAUAAAUAAUAUAAAAUGAAAUAUUGAGUGUACCAAUAAACUUAAAUUAUGAAAUGUAACUUAAGUUUAGAAAUUAUUAGACUACAAUUAAUACUUGAAAUUAUGUGUGCAGUGCACAAUUGUUGAAAUACACUAUUUGCAAUUAAAAUAAUGAAAUUAUGCAACUUUUUUUUAUUUUCAUUAAUAAUUGUCAAAUUUAAAUAAAUAAAUAACCAAACAAUAUAACAUUUUUAAUUUAUUAUUAAAAAUGGCUUUUGUUACUGUGAAACAAAUUUGUUGAUUUAUAACUAUAAUUAAAAACUUUUCAUUGAUUUUUCUUUUUAAAUUUCAUUAAAAAAUUAACUCUGUAGAAUAUUUUCCAACCAAUACAUGACAAAACAAACACCCAAUAUACAUUUUUUAUUAAUCAAAGUUUUAUGGUCCAUCUUAAUCCAUGAAUUAAUUGUUUAAAAUAGGAACAUAUUAAUACAUUAAAUAAGUUGAAUUCAAUUCUAAAAAUAAAUGUAUUAUAAUAUUGUAAGAUUUUUUUUAAAUAACUUUGAAAAAAGAAAUUUGUUAUUUUUCCUGGCUUCAAAUAUUUUAACUUUGUUCAAAUACGAAUCCGUCCUAUUAUACACCUAUAAAAAAUUAAAACAUAACCAGUAGGCUGUAAGUAUACAUCUGAUAUGAUAUUUGUUCUAUAUGUAACAUACCAGGUAAAUCAAGUCUUGUUUAUGAGUUUGUGACUUACCACAAUAUCAAGUUUAAUUUGUGACCUACUAAGAUGACAAAUAUUGACAAUAUAUAUAUUAUGUAGUAAUAAUAAUUAUAUCUAUUACAAAUUAUGCUACUGUUAUAUAUUGUGAUUUUUGUAAUAUUAGAUGAAUUGAGAUGAUCAUCAUAAAACAAUCAAUUAUACAAAAAAGUUGUUCAUUUAACUAACAAUAGGCUCACACAAAACUCAUUAAAAGUUCAUGGGUAGCAUUGAAAUUCAAAAUGAUCAAAAAAACAUUUGGAACUAUUAGGUUGCUUGGGCUUUUAAUUCAGGGAUGAUAACAAUUUUAUGGAAAAAGUGUAUUUCUAAAACUAUAUUUUUAAACUUUUUUUAUGGUUAUAAUUAUAAACUUAAUAAUAUAACUUUUUUAAUUAUGAUUUCUUACAAUAAUUGUAAUUAUAUAUAUAUUACAAAAAGAAUGUGUUACAAACAUAUUAAGUGUCCAUUUUUAUUUUAUGUUUGUAUAGUAAUAACAAAAAUUAUAUAAAAAUAAUUUAUUUUGUUUUAUGUCUAAAGUAUACUUUUUUAUGAAAAAUAAGUAACUAAUGUUGGUAAAAUGUAUGUGGUAUUAUAAAUAUAUUAUCUUAUAUUGUCUGGUAGGUCACUUAUUGAAUGAAUACUUAUAGAAUUUGUAUAUUUAUGUUUUUAAGAUAAUCUUUCUCUAAAUAUAAUUAUAUAUAUAAAAAAAAAAAAUGAUUAGGUUAAAAAUGAUGAUGUAUGAAAAAAUAAAAAAUUACAAAUCAACAGUUAACAUUCUAAAAAAAAUUAUGUAUAUUAUACAAUAUGUUAACAUACAGAUUAACUAAUCAUAUUUUUUAUAUUCGACCAUCUGUCAAUUAAGACAUUUCAAUAAGAUAAUUAAUACCUAAUACUAUUUUAUGAAUAUUUAUAGUUUGUAUGAAACUAUCUAUAUUAAAAGUAUUAAAUCUUAUAAAAUCAUUUAUGGGGCAAUUAUUAAUAACAAGAAUAAAUAAUUUAAUUAAUAAGUACAUAAAAAAUAAUUACAAUUAUUUAUUAUUAUUAUUAUUUUUUAUUUAAUUUAAUUAUUAUUUUUUUUAAACUUAAUAUUUUGUUACUCACUCAGUUAACUAAAUUAAUUAUUAAAAAUAAUAUAGAUCUUAAAUUUAAAAUCUAUAUUUUAGUUAACAAAUUAUAAUAUUAUGCUUUGAAAACUAAAUACUCACUUAUAAAUCAUAAAAAAAAUGUAUACAAAAUUAAUUUCUGAAACACAAUAACAGAUAUCAUAAUAUAAUUAUCUAAAUUUUAAAAUGUAAUUUAUUAUUUUUUAUAUACUGAUAUAAAUUAACAGUUAUGAAACAAAUAAUAUAAAUAAAUUUUCUUUAAAAAUUUGAAUAUAUUAUUCACUUAUAUUCAUUUAUAAAUUUUACCUUUUCCCUUGAAUUUUGUGUUGAAUAAAUCAAUCAGGUAUGAGAUUUUGUCAUCAACUAUUUAUUAAUUAAUUUAGAAACAUUUGUUUGAAAUGUAUGCCGCUAAUUUAUUAUUAUGAUGCUAUUUUAAUAUUUAAUAUUUAGUUCAAUGAACUCUUCAUAUUUAUUAUUUAUUCAUUCAAAAGUUAUUAAUUUCAUUGUUUGUUGUAAGUUAAAAAUAUUUUUUUUUUAAAGUUUAAAUUAGUUAAUCAAUAUGGUAUAAUAAAAAUAUUCUUAUUUUAUUAAUUUAUAAAGUACUCUGAAUGUAUGUAGAUAUACAAAUAUUGGAGUAAAAUUCUCUAAAUAAUGUAAUAUAUGUAUACUCUAUUUAGUAAAUUGCCUAUGACUGUAAUGUUAUUGAAUGUUUGUCUAAAAUAUUACGUUGUACUGAACACUUUUUUUAUUCUACAAAACACUUAUUUUUAGUAUUUUAUUAUGUUACUAGUCAUCUAACAUUUAAUUAAUGCAAAUAAGGAACUAAAAGAAUAUUUAUUUAUUUUUGUAUAAAAACAGAUAAUACAGUUAAUGAUCUUAAAAUUAGAAAUAGCAAUAUCUUAACAAUCUUAGAUCUGUAUUUUUAUGAUCGUAGAAUUAUAUUAAAAUUAUUGAAAACUAUUACAUUUUGUAAAAUAAAAUAUAAAAAUGUUUUGAAUAAGUUAGUUUUUGGUUAUUAACCUUUAAUGUCAUGGCAUAGCAUAAGACCACGAUGUUGCUCACGCAAAAAAUUUUUUUUCAAUUCAAAUAAUAAUAAUAAAUUUAGUAACAUUUUACUAAUCAUCAAAUUUUUAUUAUUAUACUAAAAAUUAUGAAAUAUUUUUUUUUUAUUCUUAAUUAAAGUUUAUUAGUAGUUACAUUUAAAUUAAUUCAUUUUAAAUUUUUGGAUUAUAUAUAAAUAAAUAAAAAAAAAAAUGAUAUUAAGCAUAAUACUUAUAAAAAAUAGACUAUAUUAAAUAAUUAUCCUGGGUGCGCCAUUAAAGAUUAAUAAUCAAAUUUAUUCAAUAAUAUUUCUUAUGAUUCUUAUUUUAUUCCUAAAACAACUGUAUUUUAUUUCUGUGUUUAUAUGAUAAUUUAUUCAUCACAUUAAUAAUAAUAAUAAUAGAUGUAUUUUUGAUUUGAAAAGUUUUGACUCAUUUGUACUCUUUUAAACAUGUUUAUUUUUACCAAAUAUUUUACUUAUGCAAUGUACCUAUAUACUUAUAUAUUAUAUUUAAUUAUUUUAAUCUAAACAAUAAUUUUGUGUGCAUUUUUAAAAUAACUUAUUUGAAUAUAUUGUGAAUUUUCACACAUUAUAAUGCAA